AUGUCUCGUCCUGAAGAUAUCCUCCCCCCUGACCUCUUUUAUAAUGACUCCGAAUCUCGAAAAUACACCACAUCUUCUCGAAUCCGAAAUAUCCAGGCUGACAUGACCCAGCGAGCAUUGGAGCUGCUAGAUCUACAAGGCCCUUCACUUAUCCUUGAUCUCGGCUGUGGAUCCGGACUGUCAGGCGAAAUACUUUCCAGCGUCUCUCCCGAAGACGGAGGCCCGCAUAUGUGGGUUGGCAUGGACAUAUCUCCCAGCAUGCUCGACGUUGCAUUGCAACGAGAAGUCGAGGGAGAUUUGUUCCUGGCUGAUAUCGGCCAAGGCGUGCCUUUUCGGCCUGGAUCUUUCGACGCAGCUAUCAGUAUCAGUGCCAUCCAGUGGCUUUGCAACGCAGAGACGAGCGAUGUGAGCCCCGAAGGAAGGUUAAAGCGGUUUUUCGAAGGGCUAUAUUCCAGUUUGCGCCGAGGCGGGCGCGCUGUUUGCCAGUUUUACCCGAAAAACGACGCCCAGCGCGGUAUGAUUAGUUCGGCUGCAGUGAAAGCCGGCUUCGGUGCUGGUAUCCUGGAAGACGAUCCCGGAACGAAGAAUAGCAAAACCUAUUUAGUGCUUACCGUUGGUGGUGGAGGCUUGAAUGGCGACAUUACCGGUGUCGUUGGUGGCAUGGAUGACGUUGACAUUGUUGAUUCGCGAAAAAAAGAGAAUGCCGCGAAGAUAGCGAGAUCUCUACAGGAAAAGAAAGGGAGCAAGGCAUGGAUUUUGAGAAAGAAAGAUCAGAUGGCACGCAAGGGAAAGGUUGUCAAAGCGACUUCGAAGUACACCGGAAGGAAGAGACGAGUGGCCUUUUGA
Molecule: messenger RNA, 846 nt
Organism: Talaromyces atroroseus
Lineage: Eukaryota; Fungi; Ascomycota; Eurotiomycetes; Eurotiales; Trichocomaceae
Product: 18S rRNA (guanine(1575)-N(7))-methyltransferase
Exons: 2
Coding region: 1-846 (281 amino acids)
Biological process (GO): rRNA (guanine-N7)-methylation
Cellular component (GO): nucleolus
Molecular function (GO): rRNA (guanine) methyltransferase activity
Source: RefSeq, a predicted model, not a curated record